AUGUCCGUUGCAAGCCCACCGACCACACUCACACCAAAAGACGUCGAAAUCGCAACAAGGGCUGCAAAUCACUUCACUCGCGUCUACUACGCGACUUAUGACUCCGAUUCGCGUGUCGCAGACCUGCCGCUCUUCUAUCGACCCACGUCCUCCUUGACAUGGAAUGGGAAGCCAUAUCAGGGCGCAGAUGGUCUUAGAGCUUUGAUUGAGAAUAUGCCGCCAACGAAGCAUGAAGUCAAUUCUUUCGAUUGUCACCCAAUUCCAGGCACGUCUCCGCCAUCUUUGCUGGUGACGGUUUCUGGCAAUGUAACGCAUGGCCAAGGACCUGCUGGUAAUCCUCCGGACACGCCUGUGAAAUCACCGGACGGACAACCUCGCGUCUUCUCCCAAACUUUCAUGCUAGUACCAGAUCCAAAUGCUCCCCCUUCAAAGGCGGGAGAGGUAGCUAAGUAUUACGUUGGCGCGGACUCAUUGCGAUUUGUCGGUUAG
Messenger RNA from Pleurotus ostreatus (oyster mushroom), 489 nucleotides. RefSeq lists its product as uncharacterized. The record is from RefSeq and is a predicted model, not a curated record. Lineage: Eukaryota; Fungi; Basidiomycota; Agaricomycetes; Agaricales; Pleurotaceae. The coding region runs from base 1 to 489 and encodes 162 amino acids. The transcript is spliced from 3 exons. Gene Ontology annotation, cellular component: nuclear pore central transport channel. Gene Ontology annotation, biological process: protein import into nucleus.